UUCCUGUACGACGAUUUCAGCCACUGCCGGCUGACGCGGCGCACACGGAAGAUCUGACACUGGACCGAUCGCAGACCGAUUACAGUAUCCCGCGGGCAACACUCGCGAUCGCAACGCAGAGAGUCUCUCCCCUGUCUCUCCCUUUGGUAACACGCGUGUUCAGUCAGUAUCAGCCGCGUUUAAACAAUCACGGACUAUCAUCGGCGAUCCUUGCCCUCGUGCACCAGCUCCCGAGAUCAUCCGCCCGGAAGAUCAUCGGUUCCGCCGUGAUUCCGCCGUGUCUGGGAAAUCUCGCCGCUGGACUAUCGAAACUCUACCCUGAGACCCUGAGAAAGCCUGCCGUGCGAAACGUGCUCGGUCGGCUGAGAAUCCAAGGAGGAUUUCCGCGGAGAGCCGCCGAAGAGUCGUCUCAGAUCGCGUCCGAGCCCGAAGACGAUACGAUAUUGCUCCGCCGGCGGUGAGCGCGAAACUACGCUUCGCGCGACCAUCAAGAGUGCUCACAGGAAGUGCAGUGUGUAAAAACAAAUCAGACUCAUUCCGCUCAUCGACGACGAGGUGUCGUCGCGCUAUCACAGAUCGGCUCGCUCGCGGCUGUUUCGAAGGCGCCGGAAACUUCCACAUGAGGUUCCAUCGUCGGAUCUAGUGAGAUACUGUGUUAUGUCUCACAAUCACUUUUGCGUUUGAAACGACGCUACUCGACAAUCAGCUGGAGUGCGCACACGAGUAAAGAACACCGAGAGAGAGAGAGAGAGAGAGAGAGAGAGAGAGAGAGAGAGAGAGAGAGAGAGAGAGAGAGAGAGAGAGAGAGAGAGAGAGAUUACGAGUGGGCCCUCCACAUAAGCCCACAAACAUGACAGAGGCAUCACGGGAUCCUGAAGUAGCUGAUUCAGAAAACCCUGACAACGGUAGGACAGCGUUGAAUCUGACUUGUUCGACGACCAAUAAGAGCAAACCUCUUCCGGAUCGUGGGACAUGGAGCACCAAAUUGGAUUUCAUCCUCAGUGUGGUUGGCUUGGCGAUCGGUCUCGGCAAUGUCUGGCGAUUCCCAUACCUCUGCUAUAAGAAUGGCGGUGGUGCCUUCCUCAUCCCCUAUUUUCUGACGUUGUUCCUCGCUGGUAUUCCCAUGUUCUUCAUGGAAUUAGCUCUCGGCCAGAUGCUCACGGUGGGCGGCCUCGGAGUUUUCAAGAUAGCACCCCUCUUCAAGGGCAUCGGUUACGCCGCGGCCGUUAUGUCCUGCUGGAUGAACGUCUACUACAUCGUCAUUCUAGCUUGGGCGAUUUUCUAUUUCUUCAUGUCGAUGCGCAGCGAAUUGCCUUGGGGAAGCUGCAACAACUAUUGGAACACCAAGAAUUGCGUGAACCCUUACGACAGGAGCUCAUUGAUCUGCUGGAGCCAGGUUUCAGCGAGAAACCACAGCGUCGUCAAAAUGUGCACGGUCAAUCAGGUUAAUCUGACAGUAACGGAGCUGACGGAUCCUGUGAAGGAGUUUUGGGAACGUCGAGCGUUGCAGAUCAGCGAAGGUAUAGAAUACGUAGGCAAUAUCCGAUGGGAAUUGGCGGGCACGUUGCUGUUGGUGUGGAUACUCUGUUACUUUUGCAUCUGGAAGGGCGUCAAGUGGACUGGCAAAGUCGUCUACUUUACUUCUCUCUUCCCAUACGUGUUGCUUACUAUUCUCCUAAUACGUGGUAUUACGUUGCCCGGCGCAAUGGAGGGCAUUCGAUUCUACAUCAGUCCAAAUCUGUCUAAGCUCCGGGAGUCCGAGGUGUGGAUCGACGCAGUGACGCAAAUUUUCUUUUCGUAUGGACUCGGCCUCGGUACCCUGGUAGCUCUUGGCAGUUAUAACAAAUUCACCAAUAACGUCUACAAAGACGCGCUGAUAGUCUGCUCGGUUAAUUCAUCCACCAGCAUGUUCGCGGGCUUCGUGAUAUUCUCGGUGGUGGGUUUCAUGGCACACGAGCAGCAGAAACCGGUAGCCGAAGUAGCCGCUUCCGGACCGGGCUUGGCUUUCCUCGCUUAUCCCUCCGCGGUUCUUCAGUUGCCGGGCGCGCCACUCUGGUCGUGCUUGUUCUUCUUCAUGUUACUGCUCAUCGGACUUGACUCCCAAUUCUGUACUAUGGAGGGCUUCAUCACGGCUAUGGUGGAUGAGUGGCCUCAGCUGUUACGUCGUCGUAAAGAACUCUUUAUCGCUCUCGUGUGCGCCCUGUCCUAUCUUAUCGGAUUGUCGUGCAUCUCGCAGGGUGGCAUGUACGUCUUCCAAAUUCUCGACUCGUAUGCCGUCUCCGGCUUCUGCCUAUUAUUCCUCAUCUUCUUCGAGUGUAUAUCGAUCAGCUGGGCGUUCGGCGUCAGUCGAUUUUACGACGCUUUGCGCGAUAUGAUAGGAUAUUACCCUCUUAUGUGGUGGAAAUUCUGCUGGACUGUUACCACGCCGAUGAUCUGCGUUGGCGUGUUCGUCUUCAAUCUGGUUCAGUGGACACCUGUGAAGUAUUUGGACUAUGAAUAUCCUUGGUGGUCACAUGUAUUAGGUUGGUUUACGGCUCUGUCCUCUAUGCUCUGUAUACCUGGAUAUAUGGUCUACGCUUGGAUGACUACGCCGGGCGAUAAUAGUACGAAAUUCAAAUUGCUGAUCCAGAUAGAAGAUGAUGUUGCAACCCUGCGGACGAAGAUGGGUCAACCGCCAGUCGAACUAUCGUCCUUAUAAUUUUUCUUCGGUCAGCAGCAAGCUCGCAUAGUUCGAUGAUAUAGUUGUUUAUUAUGACCUUGUAAAAGUGAGUGGGAAUAGGAAUUUAUUCUGUAAAGUCGCAAACUCUUAAGUUUUAAGAUUGAGGAAUAACUUAGAGUUUUUUAAAUGUUUUUUCAUUCUCCCUAUUUUAUAGGAAUUUUUUAAUUUCUUUGACGCAAGUAAAUUACUUAAUUUUUUAGUAAAAAUUAUACACAUUGGACAUUCAUUUUCGUAUGUUUUUUACAUUUUCGUACGUUAUUUUGCAAAAAAAUUAAGAGACUAUUUAUAUAACGUGUAGAAAAGCGAAGUAGAUGUUAUCAAGAAGAAACACAGAAAGGCACAGAAGCGCGAUCUAAUUGUUUCUAAAGCGAUUUUUUAUUUUAAAGACUAGUAAUAUGAUUUUAAAGGAUAAAUUCCUGUCAAUUCCCUUUAAUCCACUUGCAAGAUACGAUCACGCGGCCGCGAUAGGUCUGUCGAAGUCUGUUGUUCUUGAUUGAAGAUUGACGCGCGACUCGACUCGAUUCGACUCGACGCCAGGCGAAGAGCCAGCAAUCAAACGAAUGCCGGAAACGUACCCGACACUGCCCUCGGCCCCCCUACACCCUCUCAAAAAAAGCUUCGCUGGCUUUGUACAUAAAUUAUUUAUUUGUCAUCGUAGCGAUUAUCGAUAAUGUGUCCGCGCAUAUCGCGGUAGCCUUAGACGUGUUCGCACUUACGUGUUACGCCCGUACUUUCGUAUCAAUUUAAUGCAUUACGCGCUAAGUGCGUCUCCCUUCGAGGAUGUGUCAAAUGUCAACUCGAAAUAAACCGUCGCCAGGUGAGACCAUAUCUGAAGAGAAUAUACAAUUCCUCACGACCUAGUCGUACUUCACAGCUCGGUCGCGCGACGGUUCGGGAUACGCGGGGCGUUUUCUUCCGUAACAUGUAAUUUCAUUAUCACGAGAGUUGUUGCAAGCACAACAACGUAGCUGUAGUCGUUGAAAGCCGUCGUUAGAAAAAAAAAAGAAACGAC
Messenger RNA from Harpegnathos saltator (Jerdon's jumping ant), 3731 nucleotides. RefSeq names its product GABA neurotransmitter transporter-1A (gene Gat-a). Lineage: Eukaryota; Metazoa; Arthropoda; Insecta; Hymenoptera; Formicidae. Gene Ontology annotation, molecular function: gamma-aminobutyric acid:sodium:chloride symporter activity. The record is from RefSeq and is a predicted model, not a curated record. Gene Ontology annotation, biological process: amino acid transport; sodium ion transmembrane transport; nitrogen compound transport. Gene Ontology annotation, cellular component: neuron projection; plasma membrane. The coding region runs from base 851 to 2698 and encodes 615 amino acids. The transcript has 9 exons.